GAGAUAGGAUUAUUUUCCCCUGUCCUCGCUUCGCUUCUCCCCAGCUGCCACGAGCCACCACCCCACAAACCAAUGCUAGCUUUGACCGCCCUGAUCAGAAGAAUCUAGCUAAGCCACCACUGUUCUCUCUCGCUCUUGCAAACCUGCAGCCACUGAUAAAAGAAAACACAAACACACGAGGUCGCGCGAUCGAUCUCUGGGAAGAAUGGCUUCCGCGAACAACUGGUUAGGCUUCUCGCUCUCCGGCCAAGGGAACUCUCAGGCGCCACCCGCAGCCGCGGCCAUCGACGUCUCCGGUGCGGGGGACUUCUAUGGCCUGCAAGCCCAGUCGGCGCCGGACGCGCACCUCGGCAUGCCGGGCCUCCGGGCCGACGCGAACUACGGCGUCAUGGAUGCCUUCAACGGAGGCGGCCAAGAAACCCAAGAUUGGGCGAUGAGGGGUUUGGACUACCACGGCGGGUCCUCCGAGCUGUCGAUGCUGGUGGGCUCGAGCAGCGGGAGGAUGACGGUGGACGACGGCGGGGCGCCGAAGCUCGAGGACUUCCUCGGCGGCGGCAACUCCUUCUCCGACGUGCAAGACCAAACCGGGGGCUACCUGUUCUCCGGAGCCGGCGCCACCAUGGGCAGCGGCGCAGAUCAAGCUGCCGCGCACAGCGUGGACGGGCGUGGGGGCGGCAGCACCAUAGAGCUGUCCAUGAUCAAGUCGUGGCUCCGGAACGACAACCAGGCGCACGCGCAGCCCGACCAGGAGAUGAGCAGCACGGACGUGGCGAGCGCGGCCAGCUACGCGUGCCCCGGCGCGCUGGGGAACGGCAACGGCGUGGGCGCGGGCGCGGCGAGCGCGCGCGGCGGGCAGCAGGCCGGCGCGCUCGCGCUCUCGAUGAGCAUGGGGUCGCACCACGCGCACUCGCAGCUUUCCGUGGUCGCGGCGGCGGCUGGAGGGGGAGGAGGAGCAGCGGAGAGCACGUCGUCGGACAACAAGCGGGUGGAUUCGCCGAGCGCCGGCGCCGCGGACGCCGGCCAGAGGAAAUCCAUCGACACCUUCGGGCAAAGGACCUCGAUCUAUCGAGGUGUCACAAGGCAUAGAUGGACAGGCCGAUACGAGGCUCAUCUCUGGGAUAAUAGCUGUAGAAGAGAAGGCCAAACUCGCAAGGGGAAACAAGUUUAUCUGGGUGGUUAUGACAAAGAAGACAAGGCAGCUAGGGCUUAUGAUUUGGCCGCUCUAAAAUACUGGGGCACAACCACAACAACAAAUAUCCCAAUAAGUACUUAUGAGAAGGAGAUAGAGGAAAUGAAGCAUAUGACUAGGCAGGAGUACAUUGCCUAUCUUAGGAGAAACAGCAGUGGGUUCUCUCGUGGUGCGUCGAAAUACCGCGGUGUAACCAGGCAUCAUCAGCAAGGGAGAUGGCAAGCAAGGAUAGGGAGAGUGGCAGGCAACAAGGAUCUCUACCUCGGCACCUUCACGACCGAGGAGGAGGCCGCGGAGGCGUACGACAUCGCGGCGAUCAAGUUCCGGGGGCUGAACGCCGUGACCAACUUCGAGAUGAGCCGCUACGACGUGAAGAGCAUCCUGGAGGGCAGCACGCUGCCGGUCGGGGGCGCGGCCAGGCGGCUGAAGGAGGCGGCCGAGCUCGCCGAGGCCGGCGUCUGGCGCGCCGAGGACGGCAGCAUCGUCUCGCACCUGACGCAUGCCGACGGCGGCAUCGGCAUCGGCAUGGGCGGGACGCCGUACCACGGCUGGCCCACGUCCAUCGCGUUCGGCGGCCAUGGCCAGCUGAUGCACGCGUCCCCGGCUGCUCAGGCGCUGGCCGUGCACUACCCACCGUACGGCGCCGGGUGGUGCAAGCCAGAGCAGGACGCGGUGAUCGCGGCCGCCGGCCACGGCGUGCAUGACUCCUCCCAGGGCCAGGGCCAGGAGCUGCACCUGGGCACACACAACUUCUUCCACCCGGCCGCGAGAUCGUCCUAUAGCAACGGCACUGGCGGCGGCUGGUACCAAGGCGUGAACGGCAACGGGUACCUGAUGCCGCAGGUCGGCACGGUGGUGGACGCCGACAACGUCCAGGGGCACAGCGGGAGCACGGCGACUACUAACGAGGAAGGGAGGCUCAUGGCGGCGGCAGGAUACGGCGACGGCGGCGGCGGCGUCGACCCGUACGCGGCCAUGAGGCGCGCGUACGAGCUCUCCCAGGGCUCGUCGUCGUCCGUGAGCGUCGCAAAGGUGGCCGACGGGUACUCAAACAACUGGAGCUCGCCGUUCAAUGGCAUGGGAUGAUCGAUCGUCUGAUCCAACAACUGGUUGUUAAUUCGUCUGUUUCCACUUUGUAAGGGUUUGUGCGCGCGCGGGGAACUAAUUAAGAAUCGAGUAAUUUUAGGAUAGUCUAGCUAGAGCACGUACGUACUCCGUACGUACGAUCGGUGACUUCUGAAUAUGGGUAGUAAUGGCUAGUGAGGUGAAGUAGGAUUUGUUGUAAAUCACCUUCACUACGUCGUUAGUUUUGGGCAUUUCAGAAGGAAAGAAACUAAGCUAAUCUAUCAAGGAAACUUCGUAUUGCA
Brachypodium distachyon (stiff brome) is the source of this 2556-nucleotide messenger RNA. RefSeq names its product AP2-like ethylene-responsive transcription factor BBM2. NCBI's taxonomy places the organism in Eukaryota, Viridiplantae, Streptophyta, Magnoliopsida, Poales, Poaceae. Gene Ontology annotation, molecular function: DNA binding; DNA-binding transcription factor activity. The transcript has 9 exons. The coding region runs from base 206 to 2275 and encodes 689 amino acids. The record is from RefSeq and is a predicted model, not a curated record. Gene Ontology annotation, biological process: regulation of DNA-templated transcription.